AUGAACUUCCUAAGCGUUCUGGGCAUCAUGGCAACAUUGCCAUAUAUCGCCAUGGCACAUCCAGCACAGAACACUUUGCUGGUGCCUGACCUACCACCUUCAUCAUGGAAUACUCAUACGCAUUGUUUCGACCCGGAACGCCAUCCCUUCAAGAGCUCGCGCUCCUAUACCCCGCAAGCCGCCCCGCUGGACGCUCUAAUUGAGCAAUCACCCGCCGACAAUGUCAUGAUCGUACAAGCAACGAUUGAAGAUGGUUACAGUGGACUGUUGGAAACGCUGGCCAAUGGUCAUAGGGACUACCCUGGAAAACAGAUCCGGGGUACAAUCGCCUGGGAUCCCGAGGACCCAAGUCUGAAGAACAAGACGGAUGUUGAUUGGGACAAAUUUAAUAACGCUGGUGUGCGGUCUGUGAGGAUCCAUGGAUCAUAUGGUGGCUCAGGCGAUGACCUUGAAUGGGUUCUCAAGCAAUUCCUAGAGGUGGCUGGGCGUUUUCCCCUCGAGCGACAUGGCUGGAGUAUCUCAUCCCAAUUACCACUGAAAACGUGGUCAAAGAUGAAGGAUUCCAUUCUCACUCACCCGAAGCUGAAUAACAUAACUAUCAUCGCAGACCACAACGGUUCUGUAACACCAGAUGACUAUGAUACCCCCGAGUUCAACGACUUUCUCAGCCUCAUGAAGGCCGGUAGACUUUACGUCAAGAUUGGUGCUUUGCACAGACGAUCAGAUGAUAUAUCUCUCCUGGAACCAGUCAUCAAGUCUUUUGCAAAGGUGUCGGCUGUAGGCAUUGUCUGGGGAAGUGACUGGCCUCACGUCAAUGCCACUGCCAAGGGACUUACUCCGGCACCUCCACUUGAAGUGGACACCGACAAGGAACUUCGGUUAUUGAGAGAAUGGCUUACAGAUGAAGAGUGGAUGGGAAUGAUGGUAUUUAACCCAGCUCGGUUGUUUGAUACAGUAAAGCAGUGA
Fusarium pseudograminearum CS3096 is the source of this 966-nucleotide messenger RNA. RefSeq lists its product as uncharacterized. The record is from RefSeq and is a predicted model, not a curated record. The transcript has a single exon. Gene Ontology annotation, molecular function: hydrolase activity. NCBI's taxonomy places the organism in Eukaryota, Fungi, Ascomycota, Sordariomycetes, Hypocreales, Nectriaceae. The coding region runs from base 1 to 966 and encodes 321 amino acids.